AAUGGUUGGAGUGGUUGGGGUAGGGAGCGGACAAAUUGGGAAAGUUGAGUACAAUACAAUCAGAGCGAUAAAUGUGCAUCAUUGGCAGGGGCGGACUGACAACUCAUGGGGCCCCCGGGCAAUAGGUGAUCAUGAGGCCCCUGUGUCCUCGCCCAAACUCAAAAAAGCCUAUGAAAAAGGUACCAGGGGCAUCUCAUGGGGGCCCCCUACUGACCCCGGGCCCUCGGGCAGUGCCCGAGUUUCCAAAUGGUCAGUCCACCCCUGAUCAUUGGUUGACACAGAA
Staurois parvus is the source of this 283-nucleotide messenger RNA. The record is from the annotation of a GenBank genome assembly. NCBI's taxonomy places the organism in Eukaryota, Metazoa, Chordata, Amphibia, Anura, Ranidae.